Messenger RNA from Musa acuminata subsp. malaccensis (wild Malaysian banana), 1108 nucleotides. RefSeq names its product probable transcription factor KAN4. NCBI's taxonomy places the organism in Eukaryota, Viridiplantae, Streptophyta, Magnoliopsida, Zingiberales, Musaceae. Gene Ontology annotation, biological process: regulation of DNA-templated transcription; abaxial cell fate specification. Gene Ontology annotation, molecular function: transcription cis-regulatory region binding. The record is from RefSeq and is a predicted model, not a curated record.
UUUCUUUGUUGGCCUUCAUUUGUCAGGAAUUGUUCAUGAUAGAUCUCAUUCAUUUGUCAUUUAUCACUUAGAAUUGUUGAUGGUCAAGCAAAAUGGAAGACAAAUGCACUGACCUGUCUCUCCAGAUCAGCGCAUCAUCGACCACCGUCAUCCAUGGAUCCUCGCCAAACUGGGAUCUCUUUGGAGAUCCAAGCAUGGAAGAGCCGAUUUCCAGUAGGAGGAGGAGUGAGGUGAACGAACCCAAGUAUGGCGAGCCGUCGCUGAGGCUGGAACUCAAGGUCCAGGCAUCUGGUCCAGACGACCACAGAAGAAACCAACACCCUCGCAGUGGAGUCAAGCGGAGUUUGGGGAAGAGGAGCAGUAGAGCUCCACGAAUGAGGUGGACUACCAGUCUCCACGCCCAUUUCGUUCAUGCGGUGGAGCUCCUCGGUGGCCAUGAGAGGGCAACGCCAAAAUCAAUCUUGGAACUGAUGAACGUGAAAGAUCUAACACUAGUUCAUGUGAAGAGCCAUCUGCAGACGUAUAGAACAGUGAGGAGCACCAACAGAGUGGCAGGCCAAACUCAGGCUGAUAUGGGCAUGAGCAAGAGGACAGGCAGCGGGGAAGCGGAGGAAGUACUGGCAGGUGAUAAAGCUGGAAACGAGUUCAUCAUCCCCUCCUAUACUUCCCUCACCUCAUCAACAACCCCACCAAGAACCCUACCAAAUCCCCAAGAGAGCUUCAUACAUCAAGUGAAGGGAGUGCUUGGAAACCAUCAUUCCAACAAAGUGUUGUAUCAAACCCCUUUCUCUACUGUGACAACUUCCAAAGUCAAGAAAGUCAGGCAGUAGAAAUGCAAGGCCUGGAUCAGGAGCCAGUCAUGGAUGGUGAAGAGAAGCAAAGAUUGAGAACAAUAUCUGCGACAGGUCCGCAUACUGAGCUCGGACUGCAUGCCAAGCUGCUCAACAUGGAUAUCAGCUUAGGAAGAGAGAGUUGGUGUAUGGAUCAUGCUGAUUCUUCAAAUGAUUUGACACUGAUUUAUUUGUAAACUUGGAAUAACCUACCUUUCCUUUUUCAUGUCAUAUUAGGAAUGUUUAGGAAAAAAAGACAAGAAAAUUCAAAGCUUUAA